Ustilago hordei is the source of this 1515-nucleotide messenger RNA. RefSeq lists its product as uncharacterized. The transcript has a single exon. The record is from RefSeq and is a predicted model, not a curated record. Lineage: Eukaryota; Fungi; Basidiomycota; Ustilaginomycetes; Ustilaginales; Ustilaginaceae. Bases 1 to 1515 code for a protein of 504 amino acids.
AUGAUACUUAGGCCUUCACCAGGCCGUCUUCGGGCGAUGGCGAGGAGUGCUGGUCGACACGCUCCGCCGCGCCCCUCAAACACCAUCAGACCUUCAGUACCUCGUACAAUUUAUACCGCAGCAAGACCCUCCGUCCGACGAGGCUUCUCCACCUCCUCGAUCCGCCACUUGGCUUCACCUCACUCCAUCUCGGCCCUACUCAAACGCACACUUAUCCGCGCAACCCGCUCCCUCCAAAUCACUCUCAACCGUCCUGUAACCCCUUUCAAACUCCACCCUAUCCUCACUACCCUCAAGGAGGCCCUUCGCCGUCCCUCCUACACCGUUCGCUCAUCCUUACUCAAAGGCGCAAUCUCCACCUUCCGCAGCACCGCAUCCCGAACCACCCCCUCCACCACCAAACAUGAAUACUCCCGCCUCAACACCCCAUCCGUCACCUUGGCUCGUGGGGCACUGAGCGGGCUCGGUCCACGUCCAUCGGCCGGACAACUCUCACUUUCUCCGUUGCGAGGUGGAGUAGGAUUGCAGACGAGUAGGAAGUUCUCCAGUGGUGGCGCUAGAGUGUUUGAUAACCUGGUCGUAAACGCUCCUCUGGCGCUGAGGCUGGCUGGUGAUGAGUUGGAGGAGAAAUCCAAGUUGGCCCGUCGCAAGCCAAGCGCUACCGUUCGAAGGGCAGGCCCCGCGAGUGCUAGGAGGACCGGUGCAGCUUUUACUGGUGCGAAGCUGGCGAAGAACGCUUUCAGCUUCGCUAAUCAGCAAAAGCAACAGCAGGCUACCCCUCAAUCGGAGGUAGUUGAAGCUGAAGAUGGUAAGAGUGAGGUUCCGAGCGAGUACAGCGAGUACUUUCAGUACCCUUCGCUUAUCAUCCACAACUCAACCUUGGCUUCGGAGAGCAGUACAACGGUGAUUCGGAUCCGCUUGAUCCAUCCUCUGUACGACACUCUUGGAGGUAAAGACCCCUCCCCUUCGACGCUCGCAUACGGACCGCGGCUUUUCGAUCAAGCGUUUCUGCUCGACGCCUCUACAGCAUUGCAGUACGAACAUAAGAGGUAUUUACAAGCUAAAACCUUGCUCAGAGUGUUAUGGCAGAGCGGGGUGUUGACAGAGGAAAAUGGAGAGUUGGAUUUGGCUUCUGAUCCCGCCUACUGGACGAUUAGCGUUAGAGGCAGGGGCAGGGAAGAAGUUGAGAGAGUGUUGAGGAGGGCCGUGCAGUUUGAUUUUGCCGGUUGGUGCAGUAUCGGCUCGGAAGGCGGGGAGGAAGAGAGGGCCGGUGGUUUGGAUUGGUCUUACCUCCACCCAGGGACGACCAGAAGUGAAGGGUGGUCGACGCCAACGACUAGCAGAAUAGAGAGAGGGGAAGAGGUGUUCUCACUGCCUUCCACACCGACCUUGUCUUCCGGGGAAGAAGUAGGCCAAGGAGAAGCAGAGGUGGGAAGUGAUGAGUUGAUGUCCCUACCUUCGGAUGUCAGUUUUUCGUCUGGUGCUGGUCUUUCGGAUUCUAGAGAGUGGCUCUAG